GUGAAGCAUGAGAAAAUAAUAACAAACAGCCGAGUUCACUGAAGUUCACCGGUUUGGAAAAAGUACAAAAUGACUGGAAAUUUAGUGGAAAUUAAGAACUCUUUGAGAAAAUUUGACUUUCCAUACUGCGCUAGGGAAGCUUUAGAAAAUGCAGAGUCUCUUCUAAUGCCAUACUUGGCAGCAAAUCCUAACGAUGAUGUACCGCAAUUUGCCAGGGAUUUCGUGCGUGAAAUUGCAUCCGAAUUUGUUUUCUGCGACAUUGAUCCUCUGUAUCCCAGUCCAGGGAUUAAGAGACGGUUGGGCUUAAAGUCAUCCUCAGAGCUCAGUCUCCUGGAAGUGCUUUGUGACCAUUUUUCAAAGACAAGCCAGAGCAACAUUUGCGCAGGAAGAAACCAACUUUUCCUUGUUCUCUUCCAUCCAAUAACAGAAUACCGCAUGAAAAUUCUAUCAAAGCUUGUCUCUCUUGCCAUUUCAACAAGAAAAAUUCAUGUUCUUCUUACUGUGGGCUACUGGAUGCAUUGGACUCUUCCGAUCAGCCCCCAAGCGUGCUUGCAUUUGGCAGAGAGCUUGGUCAACGAUUUCUUUAUUUUAACUCCGAAUGCAGCAAUCAAAUUGCAAGAGCUGCCUCAGGUGUCUCCACUCUUUACGGCCAGUUUGCUCACUUCGCUGGUCCAAAUGUAUGGCUCAAAACCAGGAAAAUUGUACAGAGCACCUCCACAAGCGCUGCUCAGCAUGGUCACAAAGUGGAUCAUGGAAAAUAUUCACUUGUCGUUGGCUCCCCUUCAGCAACCCAAAGUUGGUCCAACAGGAAUCAAUGAAUAUCCGAUUACACCUAUAGUUGGCCUUUUCAGAUGGACGAUUUUUUCUUCGUUCCAUGACUGCCGUGUUGAGCAAUCAGAUAAUCCCACAGACCUUGGCAACGAUCAGUCGCAUGUGUUGACUGAAUUGGAAAAAUGCUAUUCAACUCUGCAUCUCUCGUUGAUGCAGGGUCUAUUGACUUGUGCACAUUCUACGAGCCAGCCAAUUCAUGGUCGAGGCGUACGAGUAGAGGAACUGGUUCAGCUUGUAGACGACCUUAUUUCGGAACUAUAUUCUCCCCAAGCAACCGACGCAGGGAGAAACUUGGCUCUGGAUAGAUUUGGACAGGCCAUCCAGUGCAUUAUUAGCACAGGAUGCAUAUCAGGCAACAAACACAACUUCCUUGCAAAAUUAUCAGCAUUACCAGAAACUCGUCUUCUUCGAAUUUUGAGGACGCACUACCGAAUCCCUUGAAGUCUUAUUUAAUUAAUCAGAAAUAAAAUAAAUUUGUACUUUUCGUUGUCAGAAAAUAAAUUUCAUUUAUUUCA
Messenger RNA from Neocloeon triangulifer, 1346 nucleotides. RefSeq names its product integrator complex subunit 15. The record is from RefSeq and is a predicted model, not a curated record. NCBI's taxonomy places the organism in Eukaryota, Metazoa, Arthropoda, Insecta, Ephemeroptera, Baetidae. The transcript is spliced from 8 exons. Bases 70 to 1272 code for a protein of 400 amino acids.